AUGAAAGGCGAAAAAGCUCCUGACGUGUCAGAGGCCUCAUCAUCAGUGGGAGAGUAUAAAAGGACCAGUAAGUGUCUAGGUCCAUGGUGCGCAAACAUCCACAGCCCUGCAACCAUGGGAAAGAUAAUCUUUUACGAAGGCCGCAACUUCCAGGGACGCCACUGGGAGUGCAGCAGCGACUGCAUGGACACCUUCAAGCACUUCAACUGCUGCAACUCCAUCCGUGUCAGCGGGGGUCACUGGGUGGCCUAUGAGAAGCCUUACUACAUGGGCUACCAGUACAUCCUGGGCCCCGGCGAGUACCCCGACUACCACUGCUGGAUGGGCUUCAACAACUGCGUCCGCUCCUGCCAGAUGUUCCCCCCCUACAGAGGAUCCUACAGGAUGAGGAUCUACAACAGGCCUGAUCUGAUGGGACACACGAUGGAGUUCAUGGACGACUGCCCGAACCUGUCCGAGCGUUUCCGCUUCCGUGACAUCUACUCCUGCAACAUCUUGGAGGGAUACUGGAUUUUCUACGAGCACCCCAACUACAGGGGACGCCAGUAUUUCCUGCGCCCUGGAGAGUACAGGGCCUGUGGCGACUGGGGCUGCCACAACCCCAUGGUGGGCUCACUCAGGAGAAUGAGGACUCUCAUGUAA
This is a messenger RNA of Hippoglossus stenolepis (Pacific halibut), 642 nucleotides long. It is a transcript of the gene crygmxl2, whose product is annotated as crystallin, gamma MX, like 2. NCBI's taxonomy places the organism in Eukaryota, Metazoa, Chordata, Actinopteri, Pleuronectiformes, Pleuronectidae. Gene Ontology annotation, molecular function: structural constituent of eye lens. Gene Ontology annotation, biological process: visual perception; lens development in camera-type eye. The record is from RefSeq and is a predicted model, not a curated record.